Molecule: messenger RNA, 1833 nt
Organism: Parascedosporium putredinis
Lineage: Eukaryota; Fungi; Ascomycota; Sordariomycetes; Microascales; Microascaceae
Source: the annotation of a GenBank genome assembly
AUGGACUUCGCGGCUUGUAUCGAGCCACUUAUAAGCCCUCUCGCACCUUUCGCAGGCGAUCCUCUCGAGUAUGACUACGUGCGUUGGUGCCAGUCGGAACACGAUGACGUUUCCCGUGACUCUAACACAGCCCCCGGCCCAUGGGACCGCUCCGUGCUAAACCCGAAGAAUCGAGUGGAAUAUUAUGGCGGCCUAUUCCAGAGCGCGCUGGGCCGCGACCAGAAGUGUCCAAGGAAGCCAUGGAGAAUGGACGGUUGCUCUGCGCUAGGACGCCGGUUUCUCGUCACACCCCUGUACAUGGAAUCGGAGCGUCCUGUGAAGAUGAUUGACGUUAUAAUACCUUGCCAGUCGGCGCAAGAUCCGUCUAUCAGGCGACAGCUGCGGUCGUCGGACGCGGUGACCGCAACGGGAAAUGGCGCGCUGAGGAGGUUAGGGAUAAGUCAAUAUGUCGUAGCCGCCGUCGAAUCAUGGUCGUUGCGACUCCCCUACUUUGAUCAGAUCUAUAGAGAUAUCAGCUUCGGGUCCUCGAUGAUCAUGGAAACCAUGCCACACAACCCCCGAAAUGCAAAGUUUCGCUUCCACUCGAGCCUGGGAUUUGAGGACUGUCUGGUCGCAUCCUCUGAGCUCCAAGAUAUGUGGCAACUUGAGGCCGGUGCCUGGCCUCCGUUAACUCUUUCCAUCGGCGCUCUCCACCUUGUCUCCCAGCUAAGCGAAACGGUCGUGGUGGUAGAACUCCCCAAGUCAUCCGGCCUGGUUGGGCGUUUUGUCUUCAAAACGAAUACAAGGGCUAUGCACCGCCUCUAUCACGAACUCAAGGUCUUAUUGACGCUUGACCCACAUCCAAUGAUCCUGGGCAAGCCUCGCGCCAUCAUUACGACCGAUCCGAAUGCAGAGUCGCCGGCAGGUGGCGCCAAGGUUCUAGGUUUCAUUAUGGAUUUAGUGCAAGGACCAACCCUCCGAGACGCGCUUACGAUGUAUCAAGACAUUCCGCUAGGUCUUCAGCUAAAGUGGUCGGUGCAGCUCAUCUCUGCGCUCCAGCACAUCAUGGCUUCGCCCUUGCAAUUCCAUUCCGACUUGAAACCAGACAAUAUUCUCAUUGAUGAGUCCAAUGACGAGAGAAACCUCGUCUUGAUCGAUAUGGAGCAGGCUGGGAACUGGGAUAGCUUUUGUGCCCCCGAAAUCCUUUACGCAUCGCGGAUGAGAAGGCUUACUUCUCAUGAGCUGGUCCCGCAGGAGAAGCAGGCCGCAUACAGACAGCUUCUCGGUGCUAUUUUUCCGCUUCCCCAAUCUCUGCCUAGAAGAUAUCUAAACCCCCGUCAUGGAUAUUACCUCGAGUGGACAAGUCUUCCUCCCAAUCUUCAGGAGUCUGCCAUGGUUUUCGCCGUCGGCAAACUGCUCUGGUGCAUAUUCGAGAGGCACAGCUAUAGCGAUCAAUCGCGUGCCGAACUCGGUGGUGGAUCCGUCCCCAUAGAGUCUUUGCCACCUCAGAGCAACUUGGAAGGGCUUCGGGAGCUGAUACGAAAUUGCACUCAAGGGUCUCCGGGGCCAGAAACAGAGAGAGUUCGAAUCACCUGGAGGGGAUCAAAGGUCUCGGCGGCCGUUCGUGAUGACGCGGGUGCAUGGACAGAGGUAAGCUCCCCUCGGGACAUUAUGCUGGCCUCGAGGAGAUUUUGGGACGGACAAUUAGUUGCCAUGGAGAAUUACGUUAUGGCGAAGGCCAGGUGGCUACGCGGGUCACACAAUGAUGACGAUAUCCGUCUCCUUGGCUUUGCAUCCAGGCCCAGCCUUAGCCAGGUGUUAGGCUGCCUUGAAAACUGCCUCUCAAAAAUCUAA